This is a messenger RNA of Glossina fuscipes, 1799 nucleotides long. RefSeq names its product antichymotrypsin-2-like. Lineage: Eukaryota; Metazoa; Arthropoda; Insecta; Diptera; Glossinidae. The transcript has 5 exons. The record is from RefSeq and is a predicted model, not a curated record. Gene Ontology annotation, molecular function: serine-type endopeptidase inhibitor activity. The coding region runs from base 170 to 1450 and encodes 426 amino acids.
AGUUUUACUGCUUACUAUGUUUAUUACCAUUUUGAUGCCGGAUGCGUAAGGCUUGAAUACAGAGUUUGCGAAUUAAAAUAAUAAGUGCUUUGUGUUGCGUUCAUCUUUUGUGCUGCAAGUAUAAUUAAAAAUAAACAAAACUGUGCUCCAUUUGACUUCAUCGCAUCGGAUGCAUGAACUGAGUGAAUAUUUCCCAAAAAGCAAACUAAAACGUGUUUUGUCUUACUAUCUGAACACUACGAGGCAUUUGAAAAUUUUGAUUUUUUCAUACCUACUGAGUUGUUUUGUCAUGGCUGAACCGAAUACUAAUACUAUGGUCGCUGGCAAUGAAGAGCUUUUUGCCAAUGGUUUGGAAAAUUUCGGCAUAAAAUUGUAUGCAAACUUGGCGGCAAGUAAUCGCGGAAAAAAUUUAAUUUUCUCACCAUUCUCUAUACAAACUUGCGCGGCCAUGGCUCGCUUAGGAGCUGAAGGCUCUACGGCCACGGAACUGGACCAAGGUUUAAAUUUAAUAACGGAUGAUCUUAACGCAAUGGCUGAUUUAUAUCACAACGUUUUAUCGCAAUACGAGAAAAGCGAUAUAUUGAAAAUUGCUAACAAAAUCUAUGUUCAGAAAGACCACGAAAUUCAGGAUGAAUACAACAAGUUAUUGAAUGAAAAGUUUUUCUCGAAAGCGGAAGAAAUUAAUUUCUCCGCAAACGUAGAAGCCGCUAGAGCUAUUAACUCUUGGGUAGCGUUAAAAACUAACAAUCGUAUACAGGAUUUAAUAUCAUCUAGUAGCUUAAGCAGCGAUACGCGCUUAAUUUUGUUGAAUGCAAUACAUUUUAAGGGUGAAUGGGUCCACAAGUUUCCUGAGAGGUCGACACGUGACAAGGAUUUUUAUUUAGAUGAGAACAAUACCAUUAAAGUACCAAUGAUGCGCGUUGAGCAACGUUUCCGCUAUGGCUCUCUGACGCAAUUAGAUGCUACCGUUUUAGAAAUGGACUAUAAAGAUUCGGAUUUAUCAAUGUUGAUAAUUUUACCCAAUUCACGAACAGGCCUAAAAGACUUGGAGGAGAAGCUGAAAACGACAUCUCUAAAGGAAAUCAUGAGUGUUAUGUUCGCCACUAAAGUGAUAGUUGAAAUACCUAAAUUCAAGGCCGAAUUUGAAGUUGAAUUGCAAGACGCUUUCAAACAGUUGGGUAUCAGCCGUAUGUUUGGCCCACAAGCUGAGUUUGGUAAAAUGUUGAAGUCCGCAGAACCUUUGCAAGUAUCAAAAGUCGUCCAUAAAGCUUUCAUAGAAGUAAAUGAAAAAGGCACUGAAGCAGCUGCCGCAACUGGAAUGUGUAUCCGUCAUUGUUCAUUUGUGCCGGAGCCGAAACUAAUAAUGUUUAAGGCGGAUCAUCCAUUUUACUAUUUUAUUAUUAUUAGCGGAAGAAUUGCAUUAUUUCAAGGAGCAUUAAAUGGUUGUUAAUAAAAAUGAAAAUUAAAUAAUUAAGAAAAAAAAAAAAAAUUCAUUCGUAUUUGUUACGCAUGGCAUUUUAUUUCAUACAAUCAUUCAUUUCAUAUAGAUUUCAUAUUGAAUCUCACAAAGCACAAGUGCCAAGUUUUAAAACAUAAGACUAGUCAUACAGUGUCGUCGACAUGUGCAUGCGGUUAUAAAUUUCCAAAAAGGGACAAACUCCUAAAGUUAGCAAAUUUAUGUGCGCGGAACAAGCUUCAAACUCUGCUUAGCCCACAACCGGAACGAGGAAAAUACAUUUAGAAGGAGAUGAAAAUUUGGAAAUUGGCGGCCUUUUCAUGGGAAGAUCAAACAUGCUUUG